Gekko japonicus is the source of this 736-nucleotide messenger RNA. It is a transcript of the gene CLEC3A, whose product is annotated as C-type lectin domain family 3 member A. The record is from RefSeq and is a predicted model, not a curated record. The transcript is spliced from 3 exons. Gene Ontology annotation, biological process: ossification. NCBI's taxonomy places the organism in Eukaryota, Metazoa, Chordata, Lepidosauria, Squamata, Gekkonidae. The coding region runs from base 34 to 618 and encodes 194 amino acids.
GGGAAGGUUCUCGCUCGCAGUCUGGAAACAGCCAUGGCGCAAACAGGAUUUCUGAUUUUCCUUCUGGUGGUUGCCCUGCUUUUGCUGGAUCAGGCAAAUGGACAGUCGAAAGCCAGGAAGCACAGCAAGCGGAGGGUGAAAGAGAAAAAUGGUGACCUAAAGAGUCAGAUUGACAAGCUUUGGCAAGAGGUCAAUUCCCUGAAAGAAAUGCAAGCACUUCAGACAGUCUGUCUUCGUGGAACAAAAGUCCACAAGAAAUGCUAUCUGGCAUCUGAUGGUGCCAAACAUUUCCAUGAAGCAAAUGAAGACUGUAUAGCCAAGGGAGGCACUCUUGCUAUCCCCAGAGAUGGUGAUGAAACCAAUGCACUCCGAGACUAUGGCAAAAAGAGCCUGCCGGGUGUGGCGGAUUUUUGGCUGGGUGUCACUGAUAUGGUCAACGAGGGGAAGUUUGUUGAUGUCAACGGAAUGGUUCUGAACUACUUCAACUGGGAUCGCUCACAACCCAAUGGAGGGAAACGUGAAAAUUGCAUCUCGCUUUCUCAGUCGGCUCAAGGAAAGUGGGCCGACCAAGUUUGCCGUACCCUCAAACGAUACAUUUGCGAAUUCCUCAUUCCUUAAGUGUAUUUGCAGCCAGGGCUGCCUCCAAUGUUGCUUUGAAAAGAUGCAGAUGCUAGGCUUGUAAUCACACAUGUUCACAAUAAACCAAUUAAAAUGCUGUUUGUAGGCAAUGACUGAA